Apodemus sylvaticus (European woodmouse) is the source of this 9152-nucleotide messenger RNA. RefSeq names its product EF-hand and coiled-coil domain containing 1 (gene Efcc1). Bases 108 to 1823 code for a protein of 571 amino acids. The transcript is spliced from 8 exons. Gene Ontology annotation, molecular function: calcium ion binding. The record is from RefSeq and is a predicted model, not a curated record. Lineage: Eukaryota; Metazoa; Chordata; Mammalia; Rodentia; Muridae.
AACGUCCCUCGCCUCUCCGGCCUGGCGGUGCCCGGCCACUCCCUCCGCGGACGCGGGCCGCUGUCUGAAGGCACCGAUCGUUCGAGAGGAGCCGCCAGGCUCUGGGCAUGGAGAGCUCGGCGGGCGAUCCAUAUCGGCGGCCCGCGCGGCGCACUCAGUGGCUGCUGAGCGCCUUGGCUCACCACUAUGGGCUGGACCGUGGCGUGGAGAACGAGAUCGUGGUGCUGGCUACCGGUCUGGACCAGUAUCUGCAAGAGGUUUUCCACCACUUGGACUGCCGGGGCGCGGGCCGCCUGCCGCGUGCCGACUUCCGUGCGCUCUGCGCGGUACUGGGGCUGAACGCUGACGGGGAGGCGGCCACGGAGGACGCAAACACCACGGAGGGGACCGCCAAGAACUUGGCUGCUGGGGAGGUCGCUGGCGGGGACGCGGACAUCAGGGAAGAGGCGCGUCUGGCUCUGCGCGCCGACCCUCCUGAGCUCACCUUCCGCCAGUUCCACGCGCGCCUCUGCGGCUACUUCAGUAGCCGAGCGGGGCCCCGGCUGCCCCGCGGAGCUCUCAGCGAGCACAUCGAAACACAGAUCCGCCUCCGCCGCCCGCGCCGCCGCCGCCGGCCUGGCUCCCCGAGCCUGCACGGUGACGCCUAUGGCGAGCGCGUGGUACAACUAGAGGAGGAAAACAGUAGCCUACGCGAGCUGGUGGAGGACCUACGAGCUGCGCUGCAGAGCAGUGACGCGCGCUGCCUGGCCCUUCAGGUCGGCCUCUGGAAAAGCCAGUCGGACAUCCCGGAAACGGCGGCGCACGAGCUGCAGCGAGCGCAGGGCGCGCUGGCAGAGGCGGAAGCGCGCGCCCGGCGGCUGCAGCGCGGACAGGUGGAGGUGCGGCUGCGCACCGAGGAGGCCCGGCGAGCCGUGCGGCUCAGCUUGCACCGAGUGCGGGAGCUGGAGGCGCUGGCGCGGCGCGUACCCCGCUUGCAGCGCCAGGUGCAGCGACUGGAGGCAGAGCUUAGACGUUACCGGUCAGAAGGGCCUCAGCUCCUAACACCCCCACAAGCCAGUCCAAGGUCAGGAAACAGAAAUGGUGAACCUACGGUUGGAGGAACAGGAGAUUUGGACACCACGCCAGAGGGAGUCGAGCGUUCAGACAGCAGCUUAAGGAACAGAGACACGGAUGAAGCAGAGGAGGAGCAGCUCUUCCGCUCUGUGGAAGGCCAGGCCGCCUCUGAGGAGGAAGAGGAAGAAAGGUGGCAGGAAAAGCCAGGGCGCCCCCAGGCCCACAGCGAGGCACCCCUGCUGCAGCCCUCCAGCUGUGUGAGCAGGUGUGAUGACCAGGCAUCUGAGAUGCUCAAGGCUUCCUUUGGCCACUGUGACGGUGCAGAGCACAUGUGCACCCCAGAGCUGGAAACCCAUGUCACCAGGCUUGGGGAACAGCUGCAGACCCUGGGCUGCAGCAGAGAGACCCCGGGGACCCCGGAGGAGGAGCAGGCAGAACUGCAGCAGAUGGUGGAGACUGAGCAUCUGAAGCUGGAGUUGCAGAUGGUGGAGACAGAGAGGGUCCGGCUGUCGCUGCUGGAAGAGAAGCUGGUAGAUGUGCUGCAGCUCCUGAAAAGGCUCCGGGACCUGAACAUAUCAAAAAGAGCCCUGGGGAAGAUGUUGCUGAAUGCCCUGGACCGGAACCCCUCACAGGAGGGAACUCGUGGCACCUUGGCCAUCCUGGACGCCUUGCACCAAGCUUUGGUUGGCUGUGAACUCCUACAGAGAAAUCCCUCAGCACCAGCAUCCACAGCUCCUGCAUACACGAACCCCUUCCUCAUCUCCUGUUGAGUGCGCUGGCCCAGCCUUGGGCCACUGUGGUCAUCUCUGCCAUCAUCACACCAGCCUUGGCCACAACCAGACUAGCUAGUCUCCAUGAUCAACCUGACCACCGUGGGACUAGCACUGGCUGUCACUGGACCAGCCACCAUGGUAUUCCUGACUACCAGUGCAGCCUCCAUGGUCAGCCUGUCCACUGCUGGACUGUCUUCUGCCAUCUGAACACUCUCUACAAAUGGUCUGACUCUUGUCCCUCCCUCAGAACUCUGGCAGCCAAGGAUCCUUCCAAAACUGGGUCUAGCCGCGACCCCUUUCUGGAGCCUCUCAUAUUCUCUCAGAAUUCCCACAUUGAAAGUCUGAAGUUGCUGGAUCAGCCUGAACCUGAGGCUGUUGCUCUCAUCCCGGUCACAGUACAGGGUACAUUCCAGAAUCUCUGCCCUAGAGUCCUGAGAUCUUGGCCCCUCCCCCACCCCAGCACUGUCCUCUUCCACCAGCAUGCCUGCUGAGUGGAUCCCGGCCCAGCCUCCAGGACACACCUAAUCACUGGGGAAAUCCCCACAUCCAUCCCUGAGGAAGUGCUGAGACUAGGAACAGCAGAGUCUAUAAGCUUGUGGGUGGAAGCUGGGCUGUCACCUCAUCCAAGAGGAGAGGUGGGAUGUGGGUAGGCACAGAGAGGAAAGGCUCAGCCGGAUCAAAGGCAGGAUGCUACCAAGGACCGCCCCCUUCAAGAGUCAGUGCCCAAGGCCAGACACCAAACAGGCUGGUCUGAGCAGAGGGGCUGCCUCUGUUUGAUCCUCCCCGCUCAGCCUGAGCCCACAAGGCCCCACUUGCUCUAGCCGACCGACCUAUUCUAUUGGCCCUGCUCAAGAAAGGCUUGAUCAGGCUGUAUGCGCACUAGAACUUCAUGUGGACAAAUGUGCAAGGAAAAACUCUAGGGGAUCAGGAAAGGGAAACCCCCACUUUGGCAAGUCUAACUUUGUGAGCUUGACUCUGACCCUUACAGGAAAGAUAGAAGAAAAAUCACUGAAUACUUCUAGGAGGAGGCAGACGAUGACCAGUGUGGAAUAUACUCCCGCAUCCUGGGUUUUGUUUUCUGUUUUUCUCAGGCUGGGAUGUCCAGGCAUUGCAGGAGCUCCCAACCACGCACACCCUUGGCCUCAUUCUGUUCUUCUUCAAUAAGCUGCCAUCGAGAGAAAGCAUUUCCCUGGAGCCUGACAGGCCUUGACAAACUGGGAGAAAGAAAGUUCCUGCAGCCCAGUUCCCAGAGCUGGCCUGUCCCAGCCAGGGGAGGGCAGACCAGAGACAAGGUCACACUCACUAAAACAUUCAUGAUCACAGGCGCUGGGUUUGGUUGUUUUGCAUUCUUUGAGGAGGAUCCCCCUAUGUUGCUUAGGCUAGUCUCAAACUCCUGGGUUCAGGCUAUUCUCCUGGCUCCCAGGUAUCUGGAACAACAGGCCAGAGUCCCAUAUGUAGCUAGCUAAUCCUGGAAUGACAGAACACCCACUUCCUACAUACACGUUUUGUUACCAUGUCACAAAAGACUCAGCUCCUGGAAUUCCUUACCUGUCACAUGGGGUCAGCCUUUGGCAGAAGACAAUCUGAAGAGACAGUCAUCCCUGUCUGUAUCAGAGAGUCAUGAACCAUCGGACCAGACAUUUGAAACAUCUGGUUACCAGGCAGUUCUAAAGGAAGAGGUUAGCUACAUGCAAGACCAAGCGAGCAGCACCUGCAGAGGAUGCAGAUCCCCAGGAAGGGCCACAACUGAACAGAGUAAAGAACUCUUCCAUAUGAUCAGAGACGACGACGAUGACGAUGGUACAAAUGAGGAAAGACUUCAGAGACGAUGGAAGGAACGAGGAAGGACCCCGGAGCCUAAGGGCACAUCCUAGAAAAUUCUAGAACUGAACAUCAGAGAUGAAAAGUCUAGGGACAGAGAGCAGAAAAGGCCAAGAAGUGUUAGACAACUACAACAUGUAUAACUAAGGGCAGGGAGCACAGACACAGUUAAAGCAGAGGUGACAGUGUCCCCACACUCCUGUCAGACACCAAAGCACAGAUCCAGAAGACUAAGAGAACAAGCAGAAUAUAUGCAAAACAAAACAAAAGUUAAAAUGAUAUUGAUGCACACCUGGAAUGACAUUGAUGCCAGGUGUGGUGAUGCACACCUGGAAUUCCAUCUCUCAGGAGGCUGAGGCAGGAGAAUCAGGAGUUGAUGGCCAGCCCAAGCUAGAUAGUGGGAGCUCAUCUCAAAAAGGACAACAGGAGAAAGGAGAGAGUGAGUCACUGAGAUGGGGAGAGAACGGCCUAAUAUUCAUUGUGUCUUGAAAAAUUACCAUUCAGAUCAAAGGAGUGAAGAUUCUCAGACAAACAAAACUCAUCUGGGCUUGCAAGAAACAAAGGAAGUUUUUGGGAAGAAGGGGAAUUAUACAAACAAACAUUUUUGAUUCCUAUAAAGAAAAAAAGCCACAACAGAAAGAAUAAGUCAAGGUAGAAAAAAAAUCCUUUAUUUCUCUUAUCCUUUCUUACCUAACGAAGAGCAGUUCGUUGAUGAUCUGAUGAGAAUGACGCAUGUAUUGCAUUCAGCUUUCGUAGCGAAGUGCCCAGCAUGGGCACAAGGGCAGCGAAGGAACUGGGGACGUCAUGCUAUUGUGGAGCCCGGAAGCUUUGCUGCCCGUGGAGCAGUACAGUUGUUGAAAAUGGACUUAGAUUAGUGUGGAUGGGUGUUGCAAUGUUAGAACAGCCACUAGGAAAAGGAGGGAGGGAGGGAGGGAGGGAGAGGCAGCAAAGGAGAGAAGGUGUGAUUACAGAGAACGAUUAAUCAGAACCACAAAUGGCAGAAUACGAGCUGAAAACCAACAGCACUGUAGAGGGAGACAUCAAAACCAACAGCACUAUAGAGGGAGACAUCAGCACCUUGUCAGGAUCACCCCUAAAGAUCAAUGGUCUCUAUAACAACCAAAAGAGAGAGAUCCUCAGACCAGCCCGCUGUAUGUUGUCUGCGAGAAUCCACUCUAGGAGGCUGGAGAGACAGCUCAGCACUGACUGCUCUUGCAGAGGACCUGGGUUCAAUUCCCAGCACCCACAAGGCCACUCACAACUUCCUGUAACUCCUUUUCCAAGUGACCCAAUUGCCCUCUUGUGAUUCUUCAGACAUACAUGUGAUGCACAAACAUACACUCCAGCACAUGCACAUGAAGAAAUAACAUAAAUAAACUUCUUCAAAUAAAAGAAAUCUACUUUAGAUUUAAACAUGUGGAUUCGGUGAAGUGGGUAGAGUCAAGUACUACUGUGUUGAUGGUGAUCAAAAGAAAGUCUAACUCACUGUGUUCACUUCAGACAGCGCAGACUUCAAGGCAAGGGAAAGGAUCAGGGUCAAAGGGGCCAUCACUUGAUGUCAAAGGGGUCAACUCACUAAGAAAAUAAUGUGUCUACCUAGCAACAGCCACAAACUACCCAAGACAGAAUUAACACAAAGCCAGACAUAGUGGUACAUGCCUCCAAUCACAACACUCAGGAAGCAGAGGCAGGCAGCCCUCUGUGAGUUCAAAGUCAGCCUAUUCUACGUAGACCUUGUCUCAAAGAAAAAUAUAUCAAUAAAACUUUCAAGAAACUUAUGAGUCCACUGUUGUAGUUGCAGACUUCAACUGUUCUGUAAGAAAUGGACGCAUCCAGCAGGUCUGAUAUCAGUAAAUCUGAACACACCAGAACCGGCAAGCAGAUGGAUCCAAUGGACACAGUCUACUCCUCCCACAAUGGCGCAAAUGCAGUCUUCAAGCUCAGACCUUCUCCACAUUCUGGCCACAAGCACUAAGCACUCUUAGCUGGAUGGCAAUGGGGACAUCCCCUGCUGGAAUGUAUGGGACACACAGCAACAGCAAUGCUCAGAGAGAAAUGCACGGCAUGGAAACACAGAUGUUAGUAAAAACGAGACGUUCACAGAUCAAUACUCCUCCACCUCAAGAAGUUAUAAAAUGAAAAUCAAAGUGUAAGACCAACCUGACCGGUACAUCCCCAUUCGACGUAUACAAAUAGAAUAAAAAUUAGAGCAGAAAUCAAACUCAGAGUAGGACCUUAGAAAAGCCAAAGCUAAUUCUUUGAAAGAUUAAAGAAAUUGGUUAAUAAAAGUUUCUCACCAGGCUAAUUAAGAAAAACCAGAGGAAGCAACUUACUAUACCAGAGGUGAGGGAGGGGCUGUCACUGCAGGACAGCUCUUAACAGCACCAGAAAUAUUUCAAGUGUGACUAUGAAUAAGCCCUGUGAACAAAAUAAAAGGGACCGAUUCCUUGAGAAACACAUAAAAACCACAUACAAGAAAUCUGAUAUGUAUUAGAUAAUAUAGUUAAUAAUUUAACAAAACAGAAAAAUAACAAGGCCCAGGACAGUUUCUCAGCACCACUGAACUGUAGGGAAAAGGUUAUACAGGUCAUCUUACAAGUCUCCUCCAGAAAACAGAAACAGGCCUUCUUUCCAUCCCCUCCUGGAAGGUCAGGAUUGCCAGCAUGCUAGCAAAUAAACAAGACAGAGCAAAAUGUCUCAGAGGUGCAGCUACAGCAAGUCACGCUCAACAGCGUAAACUGGAGACACAGCUCACUGGCAGGUGAUUGGCCUUCACUCGGGACCCAGACUUAGUCUCUAACAGAAAGGAGUAAGGAAGGAAGGAAGCAAGGAAGGAAGGAAGGAAGGAAGGAAGGAAGAAAGAAAGAAAGAAAGAAAGAAAGAAAGAAAGAAAGAAAGAAAGAAAGAAAGAAAGAAAGAAAGAAAGAAAGAAAGAAAGAAAAGAAAAGAAAGAAUUGCUCACCUUACCCCAAGUGGAGCUGACUUACUGUGGUAUGGGAAGGAGGCAGGACACCAGGACACCAUGGCCUCGUAGGUGAGGCUGGUACAUAAUGCUCCUUGAGCCUUCAGAGCAUUACUGGCCUACAGCCUGAGGCACUGUGUCCCUCACCCAGUGUACAGAGAGACCUUGAACUUGGAUGGGAUCUGAGCCUAAUGCCCUGGAUACUUGCCUCUCCUAGCCAAGUACAAAGUUCAGGAUGAGAUGACCUCAGAAGACAGUGGGAUUCUCUGGACGAAGGUCUGAGACAUGGCCGGUGCAGCAUCUAUGAUUAUCAGAAAGCUGUGGAAUUGCCUCACGUCCACUCGGCAGUGACAAGGACUGCUGCUCUAUUUCAGUUUCUCCCUGGGGUGGGGGUAAGGGGUCAAGAAUAGCCAGGGUGGUUACACACUGGGAUGGAGGGAGGGAAACUUAGACAGGCGAAUGUGGGUGCACUGUUGGAUCUCAUGUAAGUAAUAAGCACACUAGAAAACUGCUUUGGGGAACUAGUUCAUUGCUUGGAGGGGGAAGGGGUAUUUAUUCCCCUGGGGAGGUGGCCAGGGUCUUUGGGGCAAGAUUUAUGUGGCUGUUUACCAUUGGCUAGGUUAGAGGUGUUGGAAGAUAUUUUAUCUGCAUAUUCAGGGGCUUUGUUGAAGGGGGUUGGGGGCCUUAUAAGUCAAACAAGGAGUAAAGUCUGAUAACUUUCAGGGUAAUAAAUUCCUGCUAGGAUUGGUAGUGGGACUUUCUGACACCAGGUUGCGAGUGGGGAGGUAGCCUACUACUGCGGUCCUCAUGUUUGAGGUAUCCGAGGUUGAUGCUCCCUAAACCCUUCUUCUGUAACCCAGGGCCAUUACGGUUCCACAGAGGACCCUACUCACUUCCACACAGCUCAACAUCAGAGCCCAGCAUGCCUGACCAAAGACCAGGCUCGAACCACUUGAUCAGUCAGCCCACAGACCUUUCCAGAACUCAAGGUCUGAGAUGCCCAGGGAAGAGUAAAGCACCUCACAGGGAGAUGACACUGUGCAGCUGAGCUGAUGGCUGAAGCCACAUCUCCAGAGAGCUGUCAAGGAAACUCUCCUUGAGUCAAAAGUAGUUAUACAGGAACGAUUCCACUGAAACAGAACAUCCCUCGACAUUUGAACCCCCAAAAUGAUAAAAACCAAGUUAGUUAGUUGGUGGAUAGUGGGUCCCAGAACCCUGACCCAACGUUGCCUUUGCUUCCUGGGAGUCCAAGGAAUCACUACACACCAAUGAACUCUUUGGUCUAUGCUGGUCAAUGAAGCUGUCUUCUUUUUUGUUUAAUUGAUAAAAUUUAAAUGGGCAAUUUGAUUUUAAACCCAUAUUAACAAGGUUUUCUCUGUAUGAAUGAUAAUAUAGCCAAAGAUUAGUUCACAUUCCCAUUAUUUUACAUACCAUGUAUUGUUGAGUGCAUACCAGGCCUGAGGCAUGGUGAGUUUCAAAGCAGGUGAAAUUAAACUAUAUUUGCACAUUUAUAUUUCUAUAUUGGCCCAAUAAAUAAAACUAGACAAAGAAUGUAGAGAGUCUAAAAAACAAAAUCAACAAUAAUAACACCAAAAUAACCUUACCUGUAUAAACAAGCAGAUACAGAUGAAUUUCACAUUCAGUAACUCAGAAAAGUAAAUCCAGUGUUUUCUAUUUUUCACACACAAAAACAAAGCUUGCAAUUUAUGCUAAACAUAUCUUUGAAAAAGAGCUAAAAGAAUGUAUUAAUCCUUUUCACAUGCAAUACAUAAACAUUGAUUUAAACUCAUUGCACCCUUUUAUAGUAUCCUUGUAAAAACUAAUUUUAUCAGCCAAAGUUCUACUAAGUAUUUUAAAAUUCUUUUUCAAUGUGAAAUCUAGGAUUUCUUUGAAAAAAUGUAUACAAUAUAUUCUGAUCAUGCUUUUCUCCUCUCUUGAAUCUUCAAAGAUCCUUCCUACCCAUCCAACUCUACAGCCUUUCUUUCUCUUUUUUAAAAAACAAACAACAAAAACAUCAAGAAACAUACACACACAAACCCUACAGAAAUGGAAACCAAAAUGUGCAAGCAAAAAAAAAAAAAAAAAACCCUAAAAAACAAACAAAACCCACAGUGCCCAAACAAAACAAUCUGACACAAAAAAUCUGCAAGAUUUCCAUUGAGAGCCAGGUGGUGGUGGUGCACACCUGUAAUCCCAGCACUCUGGGAGGCAGAAGCAGGCAGAUUUCUGAGUUUGAGGCCAGCCUGGUCUACAGAGUGAGUUCCAGGACAGCCAGGGCUACACAGAGAAACCCUGUCUCAAAAAACCAAAAAACAAACAAACAAAGAAUUCUAUUGAGUUUGUUUUGUUCUGUCAAUCUACUGCCGUGCCUGGAGCCUCCCCUGAAGUGUGGUUAAUGUCCAUGAGGUUCCACUGGGGAAAUCGGGAGGUGGUUGCAGAUAGCUUCUUGCUUGGGGUGGGAGCCUGUGUCCACUCCCCCCUCUCAGUGCUGGGACCCAUCUGGAAACAGCUGUCUUCUUAAUAAAGGCCUCGUACUUAUUUGA